Sceloporus undulatus (fence lizard) is the source of this 4619-nucleotide messenger RNA. It is a transcript of the gene SLC12A1, whose product is annotated as solute carrier family 12 member 1. The coding region runs from base 242 to 3532 and encodes 1096 amino acids. The transcript has 27 exons. The record is from RefSeq and is a predicted model, not a curated record. Gene Ontology annotation, molecular function: sodium:potassium:chloride symporter activity. Gene Ontology annotation, cellular component: membrane. Lineage: Eukaryota; Metazoa; Chordata; Lepidosauria; Squamata; Phrynosomatidae. Gene Ontology annotation, biological process: sodium ion homeostasis; potassium ion import across plasma membrane; chloride ion homeostasis.
CAGAGCUAGCUUAUUUUAAAGCUAGUUGACAUAUUCUUAGAGAUCCCUGAAAAUAUGCUACAGGAUCACCACUCCCAAUAUCAUUUGUAACAGAGUUGCACAAUGUCACUUUAAGAUGAGAGCAUAAGCCUUUUCAUGGAAGCAGUAGCUGAAUGAGACACCAAGAUCAUCAAGGCACAGCAACAUUAAUCUGACAUAGACAUAUCAAGAACAGUGAAAGGAACAUCUCUUGACCAGAAAUAUGUCGAUGAAUAAUUCUCCAAAUGUAUUUUCAGACCCCAAUCUGAAUAGAUUUCAGGUCAAUGUAAUUAAUGAAAACCAUGACUAUACAACCCAGUCUCAGGGAGAUUCAGACCCACAACAUCAUGAAGAGACAUCUUUUGCCAAUGAUUCCAACAACAGACUCCGAAUCAGCUACAGGCCAGGAAAUCGAGAAGCAUAUGACAACUUCUUUCAAAAUGGAGAUUCUGCUAAAACAGAUGGAAACUUUCACCCCUAUGAUACCCAUAGCAACACAUAUUAUUUGAAAACAUUUGGCCAUAAUACACUGGACGCUGUACCUAAAAUUGAUUAUUACCGAAACGCCGGCAGCCUCAGUGGGGCUAAAAUGAACAGACCAAGCCUGAUGGAUAUUCAUGAACAGUUGGCAAAGAACAUUGCAGUGUCUUCUGGUUCAGUUGACAAAUUCACCAAAGCAGAUGUAAAUGGAUUGGAAGCUGAGAUCAACAAGGACGAAGAACUCAAGGGCGGCUUUGUGAAAUUUGGAUGGGUGAAGGGUGUCCUGGUGAGGUGCAUGCUGAAUAUCUGGGGCGUGAUGCUGUUCAUUCGCCUUUCCUGGAUUAUUGGUCAAGCAGGAAUUGGUCUUGGAGUUAUCAUAAUCCUCCUUGCUGUCUUGGUCACUUCCAUUACUGGCUUAUCAACUUCUGCAAUAGCAACUAAUGGUUUUGUUCGUGGAGGUGGAGCUUAUUACCUCAUUUCCAGAAGUUUAGGACCCGAGUUUGGAGGCUCCAUCGGUCUCAUCUUUGCCUUUGCCAAUGCUGUGGCAGUAGCUAUGUACGUUGUUGGGUUUGCAGAAACAGUGGUGGAACUCCUCAAGAGCAGUAAUGCUAUAAUGGUAGAUGCAACCAACGAUAUCAGAAUAAUAGGUGCCAUAACCGUAGUACUACUUUUGGGGAUUUCUGUGGCUGGUAUGGAAUGGGAAGCAAAGGCCCAAGUUGUUCUUCUAGUUAUCCUUCUUGUUGCUAUCGUAAAUUUCUUCAUUGGGACCGUCAUUCCAAGCAACAAUGAAAAGAAGGCAAGAGGAUUUUUUAAUUAUCAAGCCUCAAUAUUUGCAGAAAACUUUGGACCGGAAUUCAGAGGCGAUGAAGGCUUUUUCUCUGUGUUUGCCAUUUUUUUCCCUGCAGCCACUGGCAUCCUUGCUGGAGCCAAUAUUUCUGGAGAUCUGGAGGACCCACAAGAUGCUAUACCCAAAGGAACCAUGUUGGCCAUCCUGCUCACAACAAUUGCUUAUCUAGGUGUAGCAAUCUGUGCAGCUGCUUGUGUUGUACGUGAUGCUACUGGGAAUAUCAAUGAUACAGUUGUAUCCGGAAUGAAUUGCAAUGGAUCAUCUGCUUGUGCCCUAGGCUAUGAUUUCUCCAGCUGUAAAACCCAGACAUGUGAUUAUGGGCUGAUGAAUAAUUUCCAGGUUAUGAGCAUGGUUUCAGGCUUUGGCCCCUUAAUCACGGCUGGAAUAUUUUCUGCUACGCUUUCAUCAGCACUCGCUUCACUUGUCAGUGCACCCAAGGUUUUCCAGGCGCUGUGCAAGGAUAACAUCUACCGAGCCCUUCACUUUUUUGCCAAAGGAUAUGGGAAAAACAAUGAGCCAAUUAGAGGAUAUGUCCUUACUUUCUUCAUUGCCAUGGCCUUUAUUUUGAUUGCUGAGCUGAAUACCAUUGCUCCCAUCAUCUCCAACUUUUUCUUGGCUUCGUAUGCUCUUAUCAAUUUCUCAUGUUUCCAUGCAUCAUAUGCAAAAUCUCCAGGUUGGAGACCUGCUUUCAGAUAUUACAACAUGUGGGUGUCUCUCUUUGGAGCUGUGCUAUGCUGUGCCGUCAUGUUUGUCAUCAACUGGUGGGCGGCUGUCAUCACUUAUGCGAUCGAGCUGUUUCUUUAUAUUUAUGUGACAUACAAGAAGCCAGAGGUAAAUUGGGGAUCAUCCUCACAGGCACUUUACUAUGUUAAUGCCAUUGACACUGCACUAGAAUUAACAACAGUGGAUGACCACGUGAAAAACUUCAGGCCUCAGUGCAUAGUAUUAACGGGGGGACCCAUGACAAGACCAGCUUUGUUGGAUCUUGCACAUUCGUUUACAAAGAACAAUGGUCUCUGCAUCUGUUGUGAAGUAUACACAGGCCCACGCAAGCUGUGUGUUACAGAGAUGAACAGUGGCAUGGCAACGAAACAGGCCUGGCUGACAAAGAACAAAAGGAAAGCCUUUUAUGCAGCAGUGGCAGCUGACAGCUUUAGAGAUGGAGUCAAAAGUCUCCUCCAAGCCUCUGGAUUGGGCAGAAUGAGACCUAAUACCUUGGUCUUUGGAUUUAAAAAGAACUGGAGACAUUCCACAGCAGUGCAAGUUGAAAGUUAUAUGGGCAUCAUACAUGAUGCAUUCGACUUUGAAUUUGGUGUGAUAAUUGUCCGAAUAAGUCAAGGGUUUGACAUAUCACAAGUCCUUCAGGUUCAAGAGGAACUGAAGAAGCUGGAGCAGGAAAGGCAAGUCCUAGAAGCUACCAUUAAAGACAGUGAAUUUGAAGAAGCAAAACUGGGUAUUCGUGGAUUCUUCACAAGAGCUACCAAGCUUAACAUUACAAAGACGAUGGCCCCAAAAGAAAGCAGCAUUACCACAAUCUCUUCAAUGCAUAUGGGUGAAUUCAAUCAGCGGCUGCUUGAAGCUAGCACACAGUUUAAAAAGAAGCAAGGGAAAGGAACUAUUGAUGUGUGGUGGCUGUUUGAUGAUGGAGGGCUAAUACUCCUAAUUCCUUACAUUCUCACUCUCCGGAAAAAGUGGAAGGAUUGCAAAUUAAGGAUCUUUACUGGUGGAAAAGUCACUCGCCUUGAAGAGGAGAAGCUAAUGAUAGCUUCACUUUUAAGAAAAUUCAGAAUAAAGUUUGCUGACAUUAACAUAAUUGGUGACAUCAAUAUGAAACCUAGCAAAGAGAGCUGGAAAUUCUUUGAAGAGAUGAUUGAACCAUAUCGCAUUCAUGAAAGCUGCAAAGAUUUAACAACUGCUGAGAAAUUAAAAAGAGAGGCACCAUGGAAAAUCACUGAUGCAGAGCUAGAAGCAUUCAAGGAGAAGAGCUACCGCCAAGUCCGUUUGAAUGAACUUCUACAGGAACACUCUAGAGCAGCUAAUCUGAUUGUUUUGAGCCUACCGGUGGCAAGAAAAGGAAUUAUAUCUGAUUACCUCUAUAUGGCUUGGUUGGAAAUUCUCUCAAAGAAUCUGCCUCCAGUUUUGCUCAUCCGAGGCAACCACAAAAAUGUGCUAACAUUUUAUUCUUAGCAAACGGCACCUGGAAUCCAUUAUCUGCAUUUUACAUGAAAUGGUGGGAUGAACAUAUGUGGGGGGGGGGGGGAGAAUACUCAAAAGUAACUUCAUCUCAGUGUCUGACACAUUAACAUUUCCCUCCCUAGCUGCUGAAAAAUCACUUUGGUGCCACGAUAUAACAGCAAAAAGCUGGGUCAUAUGCAUUAAUAAAUAGUUUAGUUCUCUCAGUGCUGGUCUUUCUGUAGCCAAAAUGGUGUCAUCCUCACACAAAUGGAACAUUAUCAGCAUGCUUGGGGGAACCCCAAGGUUCUUCUUGGUGCUCUGUGUGAAUCACACAACUGGGUCUUCCUGCGCCUGCAUAGUAAAUAUUGAGCGCUUUCUAAAAUAGCUGAUUUUUGGUAGUAACUCUGCCCAUCCUUAGCUCUAUCCCCACUCUUCUCGCUCAUUUACUCCAGUUCUUUUUCAUUUGGCACAUGAGCAGCAUUGACAGAACCUCUCUAGUACUUUUGUUUUACCUCAACAUUUGAAUUGGCUAGUUUAUUUGGCUUUUCUGACCAACUCUAUUAUUCCUUUGAAUAUCCCUUGGGUUGGUAUUUUUUAGCUUUCUUGAAUGACCUCAGACUUUGCCUUUACAUAUUGCUUUACAGGUCAGACCAUCUUCUACCUCUUUUGAGAGGUAUGAUGUCUGCGGACCAAAAUUCCCUGGCACUCUUGCUCUUUGUUCUGUUUGGGCGAGGGAUACAUUGGCAGCAAUUAUAUCCAUUGUAAUCCUUUUAUACCAUAAGCGAGGAAGACCUGUGAGUCCCAUUUGAAAGCUUUAUAGAUUAAAAUGAAUUUUCAAAUUAUUAUAUAGCGAUAAAUUGCAAUCAUAUUAAACCAGCAUACACUUAGACAAGUUCAAAGCAAAAUGAAUUACGCUAACCUACGUUUUGACAAGAUGUCAUAUCUGCAUCAUGAUUUCUCUAGAUUUGUAACCUUAAGCAAUGCUUUAAAAUUUAUUUUGGCAAGUGGUCGCGUGCCCUUCAAAUAAAUAUAAUAUUCAUUUAUUGUAAAGUUUUUUUUCCUGAUUAGUAUAAAAUAUUCUAAUGGCAAUGUUGAGUAU